AUAUGAGAUAAAAUGUGAUCUAAUAUACCGCUUAGAAAUGCCAUAAAAAACAUUUAAAGCAAUAUUUAAUAACGUGUCUAUAAAAAUUCAAAAGAUGACGUCAGUGGCAGAUACAAAUUCCGUACGUCAGCGUAACGUUCCUGAAACGUCGGCGACGUGCGAUAGUGUACAUAGUGAUGAACCCGUUACAUACAACGAGCCCGUUACAUAUAACGAACCCGUAACGUACGACGGGCCAGAUUGUGCCUCUCAGUACGUCGGUAACGCAUCGGCCAAUUCAGUAACGUCCACAAACUGGUGUACGUCACAAAACGCUAACGGGACGACGUCUAAAUGUUCGUUUAGACGUCUCAUGCGACGUCAUGAGCUGCCCAAGCACCUACAGUUUAAUCCCUACAUAGACACGGGCUACAGACCGUUGCUUAGCGCCUGGGAGUGCAUCAUGAGCCUAUUCUACCUACAUAAUGAGACCGUCAACAUAAUCACGCAUGGAGUACCGAUGUUGUACAUCUUCUUCAUGUGGCGGUCAAUGGUACCGUGGGACGAGAUCAAGAUACCCAUCCUUCCAUGGACCCAUUUGCUGUCGUGCGUGAGCCCGUGGGUCGGGUCUACCAUCUACCACAUGUUUAUGAACCAUCGAGCUGGCGAGUCGUGCUACCGCUCACUACUUCACCUCGACAUGUUCGGCAUUUGGAUCACCCAGAGCUUCGUUUCGUCGUACCAGUUGUCGCCUAAAUCUUGCCUACCGCCGUCGCAGGCUCUGUCUGCCACAAGCGCCCUAAAACGCCGCAUGAGUUUCGCCUUACCUGCCGUCGCGCAACUCGCAGUGCUGAGCGUGAGGCUCUCGUGGCUGGGAGGUGGCGAUACCUUAGCUUCGCAACACUAUAUCAUGCAGGCUUCACACGCCCGCAAUCCCUGGGAGCGACGCUUCUGUUUCACAUUCCCCUUCCUGAUGCGUGCCGCGUCCGCGUGCGUGCGUCUGUCUUCGUCGGGGGGCGGCAACCCCGAGGGUUUGAGGCACAUCUUCCUGCAGGACUUCCUAGCAGUGCUAGGAGGAUUCGUAGGAGCCCUCCGCAUUCCUGAGAAAUGGAUCCCUGGAAGAUUGGACAUGCUCGCUAACUCGCACCACAUCAUGCAUGUGGUGGUGGUGUGGGCGGUCUACCACCUACACCAGGGCGCAAUACUAGACCUGGUCUGGCUAUCCAAGAACCCGCAGUGCCCAGGUCUAAUGGAACCAUCCAGUUUACUAUAAUGCACAUAAAUCUCCCUCUAGACAUCAAGAGACUCGUAGACUUCAAAACUUCAAAUCUCCCCAAAUCUAGACUCCAAGAAUUUAAAAACAAAAAAAAUAAAUGCAAAAUAAGUUCACCACGUUUUCCUUGAAGGUAUGGUGAGCUUUAAAGUUCAAGUUCACCAAGAUAUGGUGAACAGGAAGAUAUGGGGAUUUGAAAUUCUUGGUGAAUUUGCGAUUUAUUUAGACUAAUUCAUGCAUGGUAUAAGUACUGCUAUAGAGACUCCCUCUUAUCCUUGGGCUGCGUGGGAAAUAGAGAGAACAUACGUCACUUUCUGCGUGGUGGUUUUUUAAAUAAGUUUGUUAUGUAUAUUAACGGUGAUAUAAAUUGUGUGCCUGUCUCUGUAUUCCACGAGCCUUCUGUUGUAUUAAUUUCAUUCACAAGAAAGUUUGUCUUCCUGUUACUCUUAUUGCGGGUAAUUUUUUCACUCAUAUUGCGGGUAAUUUUUUCACUCAUAUUGCAAUUUUCACUCAUAUUGCGGGUAAUAUUUUCACUCUUGUUGUUUUAUUCGCUCUUAUUGCGGAUAAUUUUUUCACUCAUAUUGCUUUUUUCACUGAUAUUGCGGGUAAUAUUUUCACUCUUAUUGUUUUAUUCGCUCUUAUUGCGGGUAAUUUUUUCCCUCCUAUUGCUUUCUUCCACACUUAUUGCGGAUAAUUAUUGUAGCUAAGUAAUUUGCGGUCAUAAAUCAAUCACAGCAUACAAGGGGGGCUUAAAUAAGUUCGCGGAAAAUAGACAUCACCGAGAAUUCUAGAAGAAUAAUAUGCAAAUGCAUCAGAACGAUCCUGUAUCAAUGCUUUAUAACGUGUUCUCACAUUAAUACUGAUAAUAAUAAUAAUAAAACUUCAACUUGUUCUCACAUUAAUACUUAAAUUAAUGUUACAAACGCGGUGAGCUGUUUUAAAAGCAACAACCGUUCAUGCAACUUGACAUGUGCCAAAAUCGAGGCCAGGUCAACGUCCAAUUCAUGGUGGCUAAAGAACAGCUAAAUCUUUGACUCUCUGGAAUAAAUUUAUGCUGGCAUGCCUCAAAUAAAUCAGUAACCUACUAAUAGAUUAGUUGUUCCAGAAACAGAAGAAAUGAGACCAACGAUGAACCCUACAGAGAAAGGCACCGCACAUCAGUGCGAGGCCUGAAUGAAAAAGAUGGGCGAAUAACCACCGAAUCAGUAGCAGACAGCCUCAACAUCUCCAUGGGUUCCGCACACACAAUUAUGUAGGACAGUUUGGGACUGAGCUCUGCGCUCGAUGGAUUCCUUGGCUGUUGCACCCAGAUCAGCAGGAAUCAGCAGAUCUUUAUACGGAAAUUUUGAACAAAUGGGAAUGUGGGAUGAGAACCUUGAAAUUUUUCUUGCGCGGAUUGUGACUGCAGAUAAAACAUGGCGCUACCAUUACAAUCCCGAGGACAAACUCUAUCGAAACAGUGGCUGUUCAGGGGAGGAAGCGGGUCCGUCAUAGCAAAAUCUGAGCGUUCGGGAGGGAAGGUUAUGGUCAUGGUCGUCUGGGAUACAGAGGGGAUCUUGUUAAUUGAUAUGCUAAAGAAGAAGACAAAUAUUACCGCUGUUUUAUAUAAAGAUAUUUUGAGGAAAUUUUUCUUGAAAAUCGCUGAAAAAAGCGUCGGAAAGCAGGAUCGGCGCAUCCUCUUUCACGACUUCAAUGCAGCCGCGCAUUACGCAUGACAAACUGAAGCUGCGCUGCGCGAAUUUCGAUAAGAAAUCAAUUGGCGUCCACCUCAUAGAACUGACUUAGCCCCGUCCGACUUCUUUUUAUUUAAAAACAUGAAAAAAAUCGCAAAAAUGUACCCAGUUUCCAUCACUUGAAGCAGCAAAAAAGCUGCCAAAACAUGGCUCAUAUCGCAUGACUCUCAAUUUUGCAAAGAUGGACUUUAUGGCCGGUAUCAGCGUUCACAAGAAUGCAUAGACCGAGAUAGAGCAUAUGUAUAAAAAUAAACGUUACGACUUUGACAGUAUUUUUAAAUUGUUGUUUUUCCACGAACUUUUUGAAGCCCUCUCGUAUAACUGUGUUUAUUAUCGUUAGUGUUGCUAUUGCUAUAGCUCACUCCCUAUUCAUCCUAAUUUGUAAAUUUUUAAGUACAUGGAAUCAGUGAUUAUCGUUGAAAGUUUCACUCCUUCUUUUCGUUCUUGUCUUCAACUCAUUAGGAUCGUUCGUUUAUAUUAUUUUUGUAUUGCUUUAGCUGAACUCUCAAUUGUGUAAAUUCAUUUCCAUUGUGGGUAAAAAUCUUCUGGUUGUACAGUUUAUUCUAAGAGAAAAUUGAAUUGUGGAUACAGGCGUUAAGAUUUGGUUCAAAGCUUCUUAAAUUAUCUAGAAAAUGACAUAAAUCGGUUUUCAUAUUUAGUUUUUGCUAAAGUUUAAAAAUAACCGUACUUAUUGGUAAAAUAUUCGUAGAAGAAGUAAAGCAUUAGACAUAUAAAUAAAACACUGUAUGCUACGGAACCGAAAUGUUAUUUUUUAAUGUAAGUUACAGGGUUUCAUCAUUUUCAAUGUGUUACAUCCAUAUUUGAUUAUAAGCACAAGAGUCUGUAAAUUACUUAUUGAGAGGAAGUUUGAAGCGAAACUUGGAUUUGAAGUUCCUGAUGAUAUCGAUGUCAUAAUACUCUUAAUUCCAACUACUUAUUAAUACUCAGUGAUACUCUUCUCUGUGUAAUUGACGACUAGCCACUAUUCUGAUCUAGUCACUAGAAAGGUAGACUUCUAGUAGAUCUCUUCACUAGUAGGAUAGACUUCUCUAGAAUUAACAUGAACAAUUUCUAUUCGAGAUUAGAACGUUAUCGCUUCUCAGCUUGUGCCUCGCGCAGUGACCGUACUGACUACAUCGUGUCUUUUAUUUCCUGAAACAUUUUCCAGACCAUCCAGACCAAUUUUUGCUAUCCAAGAUUAUUUUAUUUCUGAAAACAACACAAAAUAGGCAAAGGCAAUGUUUUUUUAGUAGGCAAAGUUUUUUUAGUCGGCAUUGUAAAAGAAAUAAUGUCUACUUAAUUAAUAAAUCCUGAUAAAAAUAUUCAAUUUUUUCAAUUUAGUUUAAUCAGCAUCUUAGUACAUGCAUCGAAGGGAUCAUUACAUAAAAAUUAAAAUAAGAACAUAGUAAUUUACUUAAGACUAUUACUUUGCUUAUUGAAAAUACAAAGAAAAAAGAUUUGUAUAUUUUGGCCUCGUAUUUUCGUGACAGAAAUCACUCUGAAUUAAAGGAUCUCAUUAAAAAUAUCAUUCAUUAAUUUUUCAAUCCAUAUUAAUUUAUAAAAGCUACAUUUAUUUAUCCAUCUCAUAAUCCAAACACAGCCAGGAAAUUCUAAGCUUUUGUUGGUUAAAAAUAUACAUUUUUUCAAAGCCACUAUGGUGAAGUGAAGGCAUUCUGUCGGUUCGAGAUCAGUUUUGUAAUAUAAAACGUUAUGUUGUGUUAAUUUUUGCUAUGUGAACACGAAGGUAAAACGGCACUUUUUUAGCUUUCUGGUCUCAGCGAUAUGCCUAAAUGUAAGGCUAAUAAUAACAUUCAGAUAUCAGUUCAUACAGCAUUUGUGUGUGGUUCAUACAGCAUUUGUGUGUGGUUCAUACAGCAUUGGUGCAUGGUUCAUACAGCACAGAUUCAUUUACUUUGCCAAGACAAGGCUAUUGGUGAUUGAACUUUUCAGAAACUUUGGCCAAAAUCAAGAUUCUAAGAAUCAAUCUAAAAUAAAUCCCGGUUAAUUACAAUGUCUGAAAAAUUUUAUUGUUCACCUUGGUUUCUUCAAUAACGUCCAAUGCAUUGUGGUCGACGUCACAAUUGCUGUUACAAUAGACACAAGUCACAAACCAGCCUGUCCUCCUGACUCCUGUCACAAACCAGCCUAUCCUCCCGACUUCUGUCACAAACCAGCCUGCCCUCCCGACUUCUGUCACAAACCAGCCUGUCCUCCCGACUUCUGUCACAAACCAGCCUGUCCUCCCGACUUCUGUCACAAACCAGCCUGUCUUCCCUGACCAGAACGAACAUGAGUCAUAACAUUUUUCGAGAAGUUCAAAGCCUGUGCAUGUUUGUAUUUUUUAUUUGUUUCGCAGAAAUAAUGUUUUGCUAUGCAUUAAUUUUUUGGGUAUGUAUUAUUUUUCACGCGGUUACCACUUUGUCAGUGUAAAUAUGGUGAAUUUAUGACUCAUUCAGAAGUAAAUAGGCGUUCAAGAAGCCAUUUCCAUUCAUCGUUAUGUUGGGUAAUAAUAUAAUUCUUAUUAUUACAUUAGUAUGCUCGGUCAGCCAUAUAUUAUAAUCCUCGUUUUUCGCUCACGACAUUUGUAAACGUUACUUUAAUAACGUAUUUGCGCUAAUAGAGUCGCCGUACAACUUUCUAUAUCAUGUCAUUAUCUUCUAAUGCAUAGUUUGUUACAUUGCUUGUAGCGAGUGUUACUUAGCAAAUCUGUUGAAUUAGUAAGUCUACAGCCAACUAUUUAGUAGUUGCCUAGCUACAUCUCAACAGACAUUUGACGUUAGUUAAAGUAACGUUGAUUUAACGAUAUUUCUACGAAAUAGAAUCGUUAUCAGCGUUGUUUCAACACGUCAUUUGCCGAAAGGGAUAUAUAUAUGACAACUGGGAGUGGCUAAAACCUGCACGAAACUAUCAUCCGAGUAAUGUACAAGCCUACGUUGUGAUUAUACCGUCAACUUAUAAUCUAAUUUAUUGGAACAUUCCAUACGAAUAACAGACAAAUGAUUAUAAGAACAUGUUGAUUCUUCUAUAUGUUAAAAAAUUCACUUAUUAACCAAACUAGCGAGCUCUUUUUAGCGAAGUCUGCUGAAAAGGCCUAGUAAAAGCAAUCCUAAUGCACCACAUAUGCCUAUUUAAACAGGUAUUAACGUUAUUCGUUCAGCAUAUCUAUAGAAUGCUUAUUUAAAAGAUAAAUGCUCUCAAGUCCCACACGUUGACGCACUACUUAUGAGCUGUCCGUAUUACAUAGAAUAUUGUUGUUGUCAAUGCAGUAAAAGUUUAAAUAGUCAAGUUAUACUCGUAGUGUUCACCAAGAAUUUCCUUAGUAAAGAACCCAGCUGAAAUGUAGAUCUUUUAGAUAAGCUUUGCUUCACAACAUUCAAGUUAACCCCAACGUUAUUUGGAUGUCGUUAUAGUUUUACAUUUCUGAACGCUCAUUACAUUCAUGCAUCUAGUUGCAGAAAUUUCUGUAUAUAUAGGAAUGUUAAAUGCGAUUACAAUGCUUUUUAAUAAACUUCAAUUUAUUUUCUCUUCAGGUAUGAAUAAAAGUGUAUACAAUUUGAAAGUUAUUUCUUCAAUCGUGUACUCAGACAAAUUAAUGUGUCAUAACGACCAAAUUGUGACCCGUUAUGAGUCACAGCACGAGAACAUAGCCCUGGGAUACCCUAGUUCUUAGGUGAGUGUGACCAACACAUCAGCAGGAAAGUCUGUCGAUAGUUGGAAUUUGACCCAAUCUUUUCUCUGAGUGUAAGAUUUGAGGAUAUUGUAUGAGCGUGUCUCCUAAGAGCAACAAUGGGUGUCUUAUAGGGACCUUGUGACCUUAUGACCUUAUGAUGAGUUUAGGACGUCGUAGUCCACGGUCACG
This is a messenger RNA of Hyalella azteca, 6844 nucleotides long. Its product is annotated as progestin and adipoQ receptor family member 4. Gene Ontology annotation, cellular component: membrane. Gene Ontology annotation, molecular function: signaling receptor activity. Lineage: Eukaryota; Metazoa; Arthropoda; Malacostraca; Amphipoda; Hyalellidae. The transcript has 5 exons. The record is from RefSeq and is a predicted model, not a curated record. The coding region runs from base 95 to 1252 and encodes 385 amino acids.